UCAGAGAAAACCAACCCUAUCCUUUCAGAAAAAAAGAAAAGAAAAGAAAAGCAACCGUACCCCAGAAGCAUCGAGAGAGAGAGAGAGAGAGAGAGAGAGACAGAGAGAGAGAGAGAGAGAGGAAGCCGCCAACCAACCAUGGCGAUUGGCCCCCGUUUCCUCCGCUGGAUGUUCACGGACGUCGCAGUGGUGGUCGGCGGCGUCCGGAUGGAGCGGGAAGACGUCCUGGUGGUGACGAACCUCGCGGGAGAAAGGCUGCCGACUGCCGACCCAAGCGGAUCUGUAGUCAUAGAGAAGUUCUUGCGUGCUAACAACUGUGUGAUAGUUGCAAAGAAGGAUUUUUCCAAACUGAUAGUUUACUUCGGCAGUCCAUGGACAGAGAAUGCUCAGUACAAAAUUUCUCAAGCUAAGCAGAGGCAUGUGUUGAUCUUGGUGUAUCGAGGGGACAAGAUGAGUGCACUGAAACAUGUGAAUGCACUUCUUGGAGGCGAGGUUUCAUUUUUCAGUGAUGACUUCGAAAGGUUCACUGGAUCUAAGGUCUGCGUUGCCACUGAUGGAAAACAAAUUACAAAUCAUUCUCGCCGGUGCUUUGUAGUAGGACUGGAUACUGUGGAUAGGUUCAUUAACUGAAAAGAAGUUCGUUUGCCUUUUCUCUUUCUGGUCCUUUUCUUUUUUCUAUUUGUUUUUGGGGCAUUAUUUGUGUGGUUGCUCCCGGUUUGAAGCCUUAUUAUGCGUUUACCGUCAUUUUUUCCACAGUGCAUCAUCGGCCUACUGUUCCCCAAUGUUUACAACAUUGCCCCUGGUUCUUAAGCCUAGUAGGGCAAUUGUGAAAACAGUGGACAAUAGGUGAAUGGUGCAAAGUGAAAAGAGGCAAACUUAGGGUAUGUUUGGGAGCACUCUACUCUAAAAAAAACUGCUCCACUCCACCAACUCUACAAAAUUACUCUAUAAAAUUACCAUCCAAACAUA
Molecule: messenger RNA, 969 nt
Organism: Panicum hallii
Lineage: Eukaryota; Viridiplantae; Streptophyta; Magnoliopsida; Poales; Poaceae
Exons: 4
Coding region: 139-630 (163 amino acids)
Source: RefSeq, a predicted model, not a curated record